Messenger RNA from Styela clava, 2240 nucleotides. Its product is annotated as collectin-11-like. The record is from RefSeq and is a predicted model, not a curated record. NCBI's taxonomy places the organism in Eukaryota, Metazoa, Chordata, Ascidiacea, Stolidobranchia, Styelidae.
AUACCGAUGUGGGGGACUGAAAUAAUCGACGAUUCUAACAAAAAUACAAUCUCACGCGUUAUCAGCAACUUUUUCAGUCAAAUGCAGUCCUCACAGCUUUAUUUUUACAUACAUGUCGUUUUGUAUCCUGAUCUUUAUGUCGAUUCGUUUUAGUACAAUAGUGAGAUUUGUUACUUUGUGUCACCUCAUCAACCGUUAUGAAAAUAUAUAGCAUAUUUUUAUCAGUCCAAAUAGUUGUUGUAUAAAACAGGAAUAUAAAAUAAGUAUCGACUCAUUAAAAAGGGGAAAACUUGAAUGAGUAUGUGGCACCGAGUAAAAUUUUAUAAAUCCUAAAUAAUAGCUACUGAAAAUGACGCAAGAGAAGAUAGUUACAAAUGUUGGAUUUCACAAUUAACUAACGUUUCAAAAAUAUUCCAAAAUUAAACACUCUCACGAUCCUGAGUCAUUCUCUGUUAAAAUAAAGAAAGAGAAAAUGUAAUUUUGUUCAAGUUCGACGCUUACUCGCGCCUUCCACUCAAAACAAUCUCAUACAUUAGCAGCCACUGACAUCUAAUAAUAUUUGAGUCGCUACUAUUUAUUUGGGAUGACCUGAACCCUUUGGGUUCGGCAGUGCCUACCCAAUUUAUUACUUCCCCGAGUGGGGCAAGGCACAUGGGAUUUGCGAUGCCAUUUGCAUCUUAAGACUUUAACCGCGAGGUUAUUGCGUCGCCCGGCAAUUGACAAAAAAGGCACUCGUUCCAAAAAAAAGGAAGCACCAUAUAAAAGGCGUUGGUACCUAAGUCAGGCCUUCAUUAUCGUAAAUCAAUACUCUUGUGCUGGUUCUCACUACAAAAUGAGUUUGUUAACAUCCAUCAUUCUUACGUUCCUAUGCGUAGUUGAAUGUUGCGCUCAAGAAGAUCGAAGUAAUAUUCGCAUUGUCACAAUAAGUCCAGAUACCGAACCUGGCUCGGGAAAUUCUGAUAACGACGUAAGCAUAUUCAGUGCAAUUGAAAAUGUAACUUCAACGAAAAUCGAUCAACACGAUAUCAGAAUCGAAUCGCUGGAACAGAAACUGGAAGAAAUUGAGAGAGAAAAAAAUAAGAAGUGCUCGCUAACGUCAUUUUUAGACACUUGGGACAUGGCACUUUUAAUCAUGGAAAAAGCUCGCGAAACAGCAAUAAAUGUUCCAAACGAUUCUCAAUGUCAAGCAACAUGUCGACCAGGCAAGAAAGGCCCAGAAGGCGCAAAAGGUGACAUCGGACCGACAGGACAAAAUGGUAUCAUGGGACUUAAGGGAGCUAAAGGAGAAAGCGGAACACCAUGUAUUUGCUCACGAUAUGAUGAGUUGGCACACAAAGUUCAAAUCCUCGAAGAAAAAGCUCGAGAAUUACAACUCUUAGCAGAUGGUUGGUAUCGUGUUCACAGUUACCCAUAUUGGUACAAAUUGGUCAAAGUAUCGUCGGACUAUCAAACAGCCAGAAAAAAAUGCGAACUCAUGGGUGGUCGAUUAGCAGCAAAUGGUAUUCGGAAUCCAACUAUUCGCAGCGAUCUACACGACAAGUUCAUCAGAAGUUCAGGAACUUCGAUUUGGAUAGGACUUGACGAUCUUGAGAGACAGGACAACUGGAAAUGGUCGGACGGAGUUUCAUCAACUUAUUCUAAUACACCAUGGAGUGGAGGAGAACCAAAUGGCCGAAAUGAAAGAUGUGGGUGUAUGUGGAUUGACUAUCAGUACAAAGUAGUAGAUAUCCAUUGUAGUUUUCAAACAUUCUAUCUUUGUGAGAAGUAAUCAAGAAAUCCCUUCUGUUUUACUUAUAAUUAAUGCUAAUAAUAUUUGAAAAUUUGUGUUUAUGUUGAUCUUGAGUUUUAUGAGAAUGGCACCGUUUGAAUUUCGCACCUUCGUCGAUUUUUAUUGGAUGAUUUUUAAGUAAGUUCUAUGGUUAUUACAUGAAAUAAAAUGCAAGUUGUUUUGUUCGGGCCGCCUUUUUAAGACUGCAUUCCCUUCAGAAAAAUUGUUAUUAGCUUGGAACAUCUAGUAUUUGUAUAUCUUUUUUAUAAAUUGACUGUUAUAGCUCAUAAAAAAUGGUGGCAUACUUUGGCGGCUACAUGUUGUCUAUAAAACCUUCAGCCUGUCGACUGUACAGACAUCUUGGUUUGUAGUUGCAUAGUUUUGUAUUCAGCAAAGUAAAAUAUUUUUAUUGUUGAUAAAGGACCUCAUAAACUCACAAGAUUCCAUCUCUAAUAUUUGUUUUGCAUUAAUA